GAUGUAGUCAGUCUGUUCAUUCUCUCAGUCAGCGUCGCUCCGUCAACAACUCGAUUUCCGAAUUCAAUCAUUUUGUGAAUUGAAACUGUUGUGCGUUUUAAGUGUCGUAUACCAAAUCAAAAGUCAAACACGAUGAUGAAAUGCCGCCUGAUCUCUUGAUCGACUACCAUCCUUCCAUAUUUAGAUUAGCAGUGUUGACAGUGCGGACUCACCAGUGCUCCCGAUUGAUCGUCUAUCGCUGCUGAUCGGCAUCGAUUUAAAGAAAAUUAACUUUUAAAAAAAGAAAAAAAAAGCGGGGGAGAAUGAAAAUUAUUGUGGUUCUCUUUAUGGUGACCCUGUGCGUAGGGCCUUCGUUGUGCGUUUGGGGCAAACUUAAAGCGAAAUUAACAAAUAGUAGCAGCACAUCACCGACGAUGAACCGGAUGGGCGUUGAACGUCGCGUCGGCAAACCGGACGAAGACAAAGAUUACGAAGAUGAAGGAGCAGGUUCGCUAGAAUUGGACGGGAUCGAAUCGACCAUCAUCAACGGCACUGACCAGGAGGAGCGCUUCUACAACAAGUUCCCGCUCCACGUGUUCAUGAAGAAGAAGCGGCCGUUCGUCAGCUUUUCUACCGUCACGCAGACGUCCACCGUGACCGCGUUGAUUACAUCAUCGACCGUCGGACUUUGCGCCAAAUUGGUUAAUGUUACAGGUCCCUGUCGGUUACGCAGAGGCCUGUGGGAGGAAGAUCCUAUCGUCCUGUCAUUCGAAGAUGACAUGGACUCGAUCGACGAAGCCCUUUCGCCCAGCAAAAUUUUCAGUAUCGAAACAACGGCGAUGCCGCAAGAUGUGGCAGAAGAACGGAGUGGCAUCGAUGCAAACAACAACCAGAACAGGAGGAUAUCCGUUCGUUCGGGAGCGGUGAUCCAUUCGUCGAAAGACGAUGGGGAAUCGAAAGACGAUGACGAUGGCAAUGAAGGCCGGUUCGGUUUCUUCGGAUUGAAGAAGAAAUUCAAAAAGAAAAUCAAGUUCAUCACGGUGAUCACGACGACGGUCGUGACGUCUACCAGCACGUCGACGUAUUACGUCACCAUCAGCACGAAGACGUUCUUCAUCCAGCUGUGCACUCCGUCGCCGUUCCCGUUCAACAUUUGCAACGGCAGGAAGAAACGACAGGCCGAGCUGGAAGAAAUGAACAGGGCCAGCAAUCAAAAUUCUUGAAGGCGCGUUUGAUGAGUAUACACGGCACGAAUUAUGGAAUGUUAAAAAACAAAACAAAAACGAUUUGAUCGCAAUUUUUUAUGCGAGGGAAUUGUUAUAAUUGAAGUCCUUGUUUUGAUUUAUUCGGAUCGGAAUGGAUGGGGCUGGACCUGAUUCGUUCCUCCGUCUCUAUUUAACAUACACGUCGUGCUAAAAGAGCUUAAGACACAGAAGAACAAUUGAUUCCAUUUAAUUUAAUUUAAUUUAAAACUUAUUUAUUUAUUCUUUUCCAUCCUUCCGAAAUUUUUAUUUCAUUUUCCCUCUUUAUUUUAAACAUGAAACGAACAUUCAGAGACCAAAGUGCUGUGAUGAAAACCACUAACAAUAACAAUAAACUCAAUUAUCUUACA
Molecule: messenger RNA, 1591 nt
Organism: Daphnia magna
Lineage: Eukaryota; Metazoa; Arthropoda; Branchiopoda; Diplostraca; Daphniidae
Exons: 2
Coding region: 303-1202 (299 amino acids)
Source: RefSeq, a predicted model, not a curated record